AUGUUAUUGGUAACUGUUCCUGGUGGUAGAUCUCCUCCUGUAGUGUGUGGUCUUAACACCGGUCAACAUAUGUUCCUGGAUUCAAGCUCAUUGUGUAACAUUCUCUCCUUUAAUAUAGAUUCUGGUAUAACAAGAACUAGAAGUUGGACAAUAAAGGUUACACAGUAUGAAUGUGGAAACCCAGCUAUAGAGACCAAUGAUGAUUGUUUACAGUACUACACUGGUACAUCAGGAAGCUUCAGUAGUUUCAACUACGAUACAACUGUAUCUAAUGCAGCAAUGACAACUGCUAAUACUCAUCUAGCAAACCAGAACUAUAAUAUCUGCUUCAGACAAGAACGAGGGUUUUGUUCAAUCUGUUUUAGCCCAGCAACUAAUCCUGGGUCAUCCUUCUCUAUCAGUGCAUCGGCUGCUGCUGGAGCAGCACAAUCAGGAGCUGAUUCUGUGUGCUCAGGAGCACCUGGAGCAAAGGCAGAUUAUAUAGAGGUAAUGAACCUCGCCCCAGCUGCCACAGUGUCCACAGUUUUAAAUGGGAUUAAUCGAGUUUGUGGAAACUUCUUCAAUGCUAACGGCCAGACGACUUCAACCACUCUUUGCAGCGCUCACGUUCCCUUCCGGUGGGGUGUACACUUCGACGACGGCGAAGCAGUUGCAGCAUCCGCCGGGGUUCUAGAUACGGCGGAGAAUGCAGACGGGGGCGGAAUGAUUGGGUUUAAUAUGAAUUGGUUUUUAAAAGCAUGCUAGUAGUUUAGGGGGGAAAAGUAUUUUUAUUUCUAUGGCAUGUUGUCACUUUUUAAACAGUUUGGAAUUCUGUAGAACGAUUUAAAAAGUAUGAAACCAGAAAUCUAGGAAAAAUCGAAGAGAUUGUACUUUUAUUCUAAAUAAAAAGAAAAAAAGAAUUUUGUUAUACAUUAAUUUAAUCUUUUUUUAGAAAUGUUGCGUAAAAAUCAGCUUCAUUAACUACUUCGACAAUUAAAAAAACUAUAACUUUUAUAAACUUAAGAGUUGUUGCUGAAACUAGACGGAGCGAUCGCAUUAAACUUUUAACUUUUUUAUUUAUUAUAAUAUUUAUUCUCGGCAUAAAUAUUAGUCUUAUAGGGCACAUCGUGCCAUUAGCACAUUAUAAAAAAAAUAUAUGUAAUAUUUAGAAAAUUUUCCUAUUUUGAGGGGAUUAAAAACACUUAUAAAAUGUAAGACCCCACAAAAACAAUUGAGCCAAAUCGGUUCAGCAGUUUUUGCAUUUAUAGGGUCCGAACAAACAAACGCUGGGUAAAUAGUGCAAGAAACUAUCGAUAAAGCAAAAAAAAGCUUUAAAAAUGUAACUCAAAUAAAUCCCCCCCUCUCAGCUCUCCAAGGUUUAUCAGUUUACAGUUUGAGCCUAGGUGCUAGUAUUGCCUGUAUAUAACAACUCAAGAAUUAAAUAUUUCUCUCAUUUUCCAUCUGUUGUCUCCCUGCAUACACUGGGUUGAAAACAAAGUUACAUCAUGAAUAGAGCUCGGUGAGCCUAACCGAAUGUGUAACCUGGAGUGUGACCUGUAGUAUUGUAGACCAUCAUAAAUUCUUACCAUUGAACUUGAAAACCAGCUCUGCCAGUUGUAGAAAAUAAUUAGCAAAAAAAUGUUAUAAAAUUUAAAAAUUAAUUUGAAAAGUAACGGUUGAACCUAAAAGGCUCCGGUGUUAACGUUUGGAGUAAUAGGUGUAAUGUACUAGAAAUUGCAGGCGAGCUCCGCCCCCCUAUUAUGAACUAUGGGAGUUGUACUCUUAGCAUAUUUAAGUAAACUAUUAGUAUCAAUUUUA
This is a messenger RNA of Eurytemora carolleeae, 1797 nucleotides long. RefSeq lists its product as uncharacterized. The transcript is spliced from 9 exons. NCBI's taxonomy places the organism in Eukaryota, Metazoa, Arthropoda, Copepoda, Calanoida, Temoridae. The coding region runs from base 1 to 744 and encodes 247 amino acids. The record is from RefSeq and is a predicted model, not a curated record.